Messenger RNA from Rubroshorea leprosula, 1513 nucleotides. NCBI's taxonomy places the organism in Eukaryota, Viridiplantae, Streptophyta, Magnoliopsida, Malvales, Dipterocarpaceae. The record is from the annotation of a GenBank genome assembly.
AAAAUCGGAAAAUCAAAGCAAAAGGGCUAGAGAUGCUUAGCAGGCCGGCAGUUUCUGUUUCAGCUUCUUCUUCUGCUGCUACUGAUGCAUCUCCAUCUCUAUUUCCACUCAACACAUCUCAAUUUUCCUGCCAAGCAAACAGCAAAGUUCUCAGAUUCUUGGGUAACAAAAAGUUGCCAUCUUUAAACUGCAGAACCAUCGGAUGGAGAAGAAGUAGUUCUCAGCCUAAGUCUGGUAGCAUGGAGAGUUUUACAGCGAGGGCAACUGCUCAGCCGUUGAAGAAUGCCAACGAGCUCAUUGAUUCGGUUGAGACUUUCAUUUUUGACUGUGAUGGUGUUAUCUGGAAGGGAGACAAAUUGAUAGAUGGAGUCCCUGAAACUCUUGAUAUGCUUCGGUCAAGGGGAAAAAGAUUGGUUUUUGUGACAAACAACUCAACAAAAUCUAGGAAACAAUAUGGUAAAAAGUUUGAGACACUUGGUUUGAAUGUCAGUGAGGAGGAAAUAUUUGCAUCAUCAUUUGCUGCAGCUGCAUAUUUAAAGUCCAUUAACUUCCCAAAAGAUAAAAAAGUGUAUGUGAUUGGUGAGGAUGGCAUCUUGAAGGAGCUUGAGCUUGCUGGAUUCCAAUACCUUGGUGGGCCAGAGGAUGGUGGAAAGAAGAUAGAACUGAAGCCAGGGUUUCUAAUGGAGCACGAUAAAGAUGUUGGAGCUGUUGUGGUUGGAUUUGAUCGCUAUUUCAACUACUACAAAGUCCAGUAUGGAACACUUUGUAUCCGUGAAAACCCAGGGUGUCUUUUUAUUGCCACAAAUCGUGAUGCUGUCACCCAUCUGACAGAUGCUCAAGAAUGGGCAGGUGGUGGUUCCAUGGUUGGUGCCCUCUGUGGAUCCACUCAACGUGAGCCACAAGUUGUAGGAAAGCCAUCAACUUUUAUGAUGGACUACCUUGCAAACAAAUUUGGCAUUCUCAAGUCCCAAAUAUGCAUGGUUGGAGACAGGUUGGACACUGACAUUCUUUUUGGACAAAAUGGCGGUUGCAAAACUCUUCUUGCUCUAUCAGGGGUGACCUCAUUGUCAAUGCUUCAAAACCCCAACAACUCCAUACAGCCUGAUUUCUACACCAACAAGAUCUCGGAUUUUCUCACUCUCAAAGCUGCAGCCGUAUGAUUGUAAUUAGCAGACUUUGCACCAUCAUGUUUAAGGUUACCCUGUCAGCAUUAUUCUGUCAAACACAAACUUCUUGAUAGGGAUUUCCAUGUAAUUUUCUAAGGAUUUGAUACAUUGCUACAAUACACUAUAGUUCAACAAGUUCAUUCUUCAUGUGAUGGGGGCGUGAUAACACUCCAUUCCGUAAGUGGGAAUACUGCUGUGGCUUACUGUUUUCGACCCCCAACUCCCCCUCCUCCCUAUUAAAAAUAUGUAGUAGUUAUAAUGGGUUAUUGCCCUUGUUCGAAAAAAAAAAAAAAAGUUCAAUUAUUUUAUUUCCUUUUUUAUUGAUGGAAUAAAGAUUUAGAAUUAAC